Dermatophagoides pteronyssinus (European house dust mite) is the source of this 960-nucleotide messenger RNA. Its product is annotated as glucan endo-1,3-beta-glucosidase-like. Gene Ontology annotation, biological process: carbohydrate metabolic process. Lineage: Eukaryota; Metazoa; Arthropoda; Arachnida; Sarcoptiformes; Pyroglyphidae. The record is from RefSeq and is a predicted model, not a curated record. Gene Ontology annotation, molecular function: hydrolase activity, hydrolyzing O-glycosyl compounds.
AUUAAUAGCUAAAUUGAAAAUUAGGUCGGUUGUUUUUUCUAUCAAAAGAUGACAUACGUUAGUGAAAUGGCUUUUCUCUACUUCCUUUGGUUAAGUUUAUCAGUUCUUAUUGUUGACUGUUCUGACUAUGCUGAUUGGUAUCUAGUCUGGCAAGAUGAAUUCAAUGGUGAAGAAUUAGAUUUGAAUCAUUGGGAAUAUCAAAUUGGUGGUAUCAAUUUUGGCAGUCAUGAAAUAGAAUACUAUACAAAUCGAACGAAAAAUGUUCGUAUCGAGAAUGGCAGUCUGGUGAUUGAUGCUCAGAUUGAAAAAUAUGAUUCAUAUAAUUUCACUUCGGGUCGAAUUCAUGGUAAACAAUCUUGGACAUAUGGAAAAUUUGAAGCUCGAGCUCGUUUACCUAGUGGACAUCAACUUUGGCCAGCUAUUUGGAUGAUGCCUCAUCUCAGUAAAUAUGGUAGUUGGGCGGCAAGUGGUGAAAUUGAUAUUAUGGAAAAUAAAGGUGAUCAUCCUGCCGUUAUCGAAGCUACUAUUCAUUAUGGUGGUAAAAGACCAUAUAAUACACAUACAGGAAGUGGACCACGUGAUUUUCACUGUGAUCUUAGUAAAGACUUUCAUUUGUAUGCAAUUGAAUGGAAUGCAAAAGAAAUCCGUUUCUAUUUGGAUAAUAAUCACUAUUUUACUGCAGAUAUCGAUCGAAUGAUGUGGUCGGGCAAAGGUCCAAAUCCAUAUACUCGAAAAGGCCAACCAUUUGAUCAAUCAUUUCAUUGGAUUUUGAAUGUUGCAAUUGGUGGUAGUUAUUUCGGUCCAGGGCCUUAUGUUACACCUGAACAAGCAAAACAUUGGCCAAAGUCCACAAUGGAAAUUGAUUAUCUACGUGUUUAUCAACAAAAAAAAUAACAAUCUUGAAAAUAAAAAUUGAAAGAACAAUUAAUUAAAAAUUGAUCACUUGUAACAUAUUAUGUU